ACCCUCGCGCUGCCUCCCUGGGACCACGUGACUGGCGCGGUCCGGGGCGCCGUCGCCGCGGCUGCUAGCGAAGUUGGAUCGGAGACCCGGGCCGUGCACCCUUCCCGAGCGCUCACCAUGGCGAUGCACUUCAUCUUCUCAGACAAGGCCGUGCUUCUGUUUGAUUUCUGGAGUGUCCACAGUCCUGCAGGCAUGGCCCUCUCAGUAUUGGUGGUUCUGCUCCUGGCUGUACUAUAUGAAGGCAUCAAGGUUGGCAAAGCCAAACUGCUUCACCGGACUCUGGAGAGCCUGCCUGUCUCCAGCAGCCAGCAAGUCAUCCUGGAUACAGAUCGGGAUUCUGCAAGUUUGGACUCACCCCCGGUUAACAGAAGGCCCUUCAGGUGGUUUCUGUGCUACUUUGGCCAGUCUUUGGUUCAUGUUGCUCAGGUGGUCAUUGGCUACUUUGUGAUGCUGACUGUUAUGUCCUACAACACUUGGAUUUUCCUGGGUGUGGUCCUGGGCUCAGCUGUGGGUUACUACCUUACCUACCCACUUCUCAACACGAUGUAGCUGGCAAGGGAUGCACAGGUGCUGGUGGCUGGAAGGGCCACUCUGCCAGACCGUACUUCCAGUCACAGCCACUUCUGAUGGCAACUACUCACCGUCUUUUCCAGUUCCUGACAACUUUGAGCUGAAGCCAGCAGGUCCUCUCUGGAGCUCUGAGGCCACUGCAUCCACCUCCCAUCUCCACCAGCCUACUCAGGGCCAGGCCUUGUCUGCUGCCUCAGGAAGGCAGCUGUGACCAAUGGGAGAAUGGAGAGAAUCGAGGCUUGUAGGGGAGAGCAGCUGAGCCUAGCAAGCUGCAUGUCUGAGACAGAACGUGAGCACUUCCAAAGACCUCCAGGACAAAGAGGGUUCUGGGUGAUGAAGGCCAUGGAACCCACAUGGCCUCUCUUCUACUUUGUGCCUUUUCUACAGAAGCAUUUUCCAUUGGACAAACUGACCUCUUUUGUGCUUAGAAGGACAAAAUCCUGGCUCUUUUGUCUCACCUUUAAGCCCUGGGAACACAUGAAGAUUGACUCUUCCAUGAAUCAUGUUGACAAACUAAGAUUUCUCGUUUUUUUCCACUGGCAAUUUUGCACAUUCAGUCAAAAUAAAAAUUUUAAUGAUU
This is a messenger RNA of Dipodomys ordii (Ord's kangaroo rat), 1150 nucleotides long. RefSeq names its product solute carrier family 31 (copper transporter), member 2 (gene Slc31a2). Bases 118 to 549 code for a protein of 143 amino acids. The transcript has 4 exons. Gene Ontology annotation, cellular component: membrane. The record is from RefSeq and is a predicted model, not a curated record. Gene Ontology annotation, biological process: copper ion transmembrane transport. Gene Ontology annotation, molecular function: copper ion transmembrane transporter activity. NCBI's taxonomy places the organism in Eukaryota, Metazoa, Chordata, Mammalia, Rodentia, Heteromyidae.